Molecule: messenger RNA, 1961 nt
Organism: Danio rerio (zebrafish)
Lineage: Eukaryota; Metazoa; Chordata; Actinopteri; Cypriniformes; Danionidae
Gene: ift52
Product: intraflagellar transport 52 homolog (Chlamydomonas)
Source: RefSeq, marked provisional
CACAAUGCAUCGCUCGCGGCCGCUACAGCAUGUAUAAUUCUGCGGAAACUUUUAUUAAUUUGUUUGUUUUUAGUCACAUCUAUUAUUUAACAGGAUGUAAGUUCGCAUUAUAACUCCCCACAGCACAUUUAAAGCCUCUGCUCUAACGGAUUCGACCGGCAGAGAUUAGCGUUAGCCUGCUAGCUUAUAGCCGCGCAUAACGGUGACGUGCUGCACCACAAUAUUUAUAGUUUAUACAUGUUUUAAAGAUGUUGCUUCUGCUUUAAUUUAACGCUAGAGUUGUCUUAACUGGAUAAUGUACAGAUCUGUCACUAUAUAUUGUCUGUGAUGCGCAAGAAAACAGAAGAGUGUAACGUUAUAUUAACAUUAGCGAAGGUAAACAGCAGCUCCUCCGUCUUCAGGGUUUGGAUCUGUAAUUGAUCCUGAUUAUACAGCAGCAUGGACAAAGAGCAAAGAAAUAUCGUUGUUUUCAACGCAUCCAAGAGAGAGCUUUUCACCAGCAGCUCAGGAUACAAGUCCUUACAGAAGAAACUCCGAGCUCAGUGGAAGAUUCAAAGCAUUAAAGAGGAGCUGACGUUGGAGAAGCUCCAGGGAGUGAAGUUGUGGAUCACCGCAGGUCCUCGAGAGAAGUUCACUGCUGCUGAGUUGGAGGUUCUUAAGCAGUAUCUGGACAGUGGUGGAGCUCUUCUGGUGAUGCUCGGAGAAGGAGGAGAACUGAAAUAUGACACUAACAUCAACUUCCUCCUGGAAGAAUUUGGUAUUAUGGUUAACAAUGAUGCAGUGAUACGGAAUGUCUAUUACAAAUAUUUCCAUCCUAAAGAAGCGCUUGUGUCCAACGGUGUUCUCAACAGGGAGAUCAGCCGUGCUGCUGGUAAAGUGGUCACAGGAGUGAUUGAUGAAGAAAACACAGGCAAUAAUUCACAGGCACUUACGUUCGUCUACCCCUAUGGGGCCACGCUAAAUGUGAUGAAGCCUGCAGUGGCCAUUCUCUCCACUGGAUCUGUGUGUUUUCCACUCAACAGGCCUGUUCUGGCCUUCCACCACUCAAAGAACGCUGGCAAACUGGCAGUCCUGGGCUCCUGCCACAUGUUCAGUGACCAGUACCUGGACAAGGAGGAGAACAGCAGGAUAAUGGAUGUUGUUUUCCAGUGGCUUACAACCGAUAGCAUUCAUCUGAACCAGAUCGAUGCAGAGGACCCAGAGAUCACUGACUACAUGAUGCUGCCGGACACCGGGAGUCUGUCUGAACGCCUGAGAGUGUGUCUGCAGGAGGGAGACGAGAACCCGCGAGAUUUCACAUCUCUCUUCGACAUGUCCUUGCUAAAGCUGCACACAAACACUCUUCCUUCUGUCCUGGAUGCUUACAAGCAGCUGAAUGUUAAACAUGAGGCUCUCCAGCUGAUCACACCACAGUUUGAAACCCCUCUGCCUCCUCUGCAGCCUGCCGUUUUUCAGCCGGCCUUUAGAGACCUUCCUCCACCAAUGCUAGACCUGUUUGACCUGGACGAGACCUUCUCCUCUGAGAAAGUCCGACUUGCUCAGCUCUCCAAUAAAUGUACCGAUGAUGAUCUUGAGUUUUACGUUCGUAAAUGUGGAGACAUCUUAGGAGUGACGGGGAAUUUGGACAAAGACAAACGAGAUGCCAAGCACAUACUGGAGCACGUCUUCUUCCAAGUGGUGGAGUUCAAGAAACUCAAUGAAGAGCACGAUGUGGACACAGCAGAAGCGAGGUUCAGCAUGUACUGAAGCAGGAGCUCAGGAGGGUUUAUUUAGGAGAUUUGUGUGUACAUUAUAGAGACUCAAUCUGCAGUGGAGCUGUGAACACAUCACUACCGGUGCAAGAUAAUGAUCAGGUGUGGUUUAUCAGAUCUAUAAUUAUGAACUUUUCAAGCCUAUGCUUUAAGGAAUGAACCUUUCUUGUAAGAGUUUUGUCAAUAAAUAUGAGCUUUUGUAUAUCCACA